Molecule: messenger RNA, 1401 nt
Organism: Salvia hispanica
Lineage: Eukaryota; Viridiplantae; Streptophyta; Magnoliopsida; Lamiales; Lamiaceae
Source: RefSeq, a predicted model, not a curated record
CCCGAAACGGAGCUUAUAAUUACGCUCGACUCAACGCAAAAACAAAUAAAACAAAUAACGAAAAUAAAUAACAAAAAUAAGUAAAUAACCAAAAAGAACGAGUCCUACGUCGAAACUACUUCGGGGUGUAGUCCCCGAACCUGACCGGCUGCCGGAGUUGCCUCUUGGCCUUUGACUUCGCGAUGGACGGUUGGGGGUCCGGUCUAACUUCUACCUCUUCCGUCCGUCCUGCCUCCGGUUGCUGAUCUACUGCCACCGGCUGGUCCUGUGGCAGUGGGAGCGUAUCAAUGGUUUUCUUCACUUUUAUAUAAUUGUUGGAGAAUUGAGCGAUUUCUUGGAGACGUAUUGAAUUAAUGAUUGGGGAAUUGUUGAAUUAAUUGUUGUGUUGGUGUAAUUGCUGGAGAAUUGAAGGAUUUCUUCCAGCUUUUGAGCUUUCAGUUCAAUGUGUGACUUUGGGGAGAGUUUGUAAUUUGUAAUUGCUGGAGAAUUUUGAUUGCUGCUUUGUUCUCUUUACUUGCUUUUGCUUCCUUUUCGAAUAUUGCAAAGAUUCACGUCGUUUUUUGGGGUGAUCGUGGCCUGAAAUUUUGUCGCUUAGGGCUGGAAAAUGAGAAUGAUGAUAAGAAUAAAGUGUUAGGGUUAUUGGGUGAGAAGAAAAUGAAAAGGUCAAGAUAAAUCCAUUUUGCCAAGUAGGAUUUAAAAAAGCCACGUAUGUCAGUCGGAUUUUGUGAUGGAUGACGAGGCGGUGAAGAGGUGUGUGGCGAUAUACUGGGCCAUGAUAGGCUGCGUCUGCAGCUUCCUCUUCCCGCUCUACCUAGGGCAGGACGACUGGGCAGCCACUGGUGAUAUCAGCUGGUCAUGAUGCUUGUCAGCUGCACUGCUGCAGCUGGGGCUUAUCUUGAGGGAUAUGCACGCAGGCCCCGUGGCAGGACCAUUCCUGCUCCUAUAGUGCUGGCAGGGGCGUUCGUCAUCAGCGUCUCAGGGAGGGCCAGCUCUGGUAUGAUUGUGGCCGGUUACCCCUCGCCCAACACUGUGGGGCUGGUGCUGCUGUCUGUAGCUGCUUACGUGCUGCUGGAGAUGGCGAAGCCUGGCCUUCGAAUCUACAGGAUCUUCUCCUUCUAUUGGGCUUAUCUCCCCGUUAUCACGGGUAUUCUUCACGACGGUUGGGAUUAUCCCUACCUUACCCAUCCCGCGAUGCUCGCUCUGCCCGCGAUCUUUCAAAUCGUAGCCUUCAAGAUGAUGGUUGCUAUGCUUGAAGCAUUAGCUAAGUAAUGUAGUUGUAGAUCUUGACUCUUGAAUCUUGUUAAGGAAUUAGAAAGUAUAUAUGAUGCUAGCCAGGUCUAGAGACCCUUUGUUUUGCUUAGCAUUUGAGGAUUUUGGUAAUAUUUACGUAUCUCGACUUUU